AUGUUCAUAACUAAUAUAAUCAUUGCUUUUUGUACUCUACAAGUAGUUAGUUCAAUUCCUGUCGUUCAUGAAAUUGAAAAACAUCCUGUUCUAUGUGAUCCUUCGGUCAUUCAACACUCAGGAUAUAUCACUCUUAGUCCAGGUGUUCGAUAUUUCUAUUGGUUUUUCGAAAGUCAAACAGAUCCUAAUAAUGCACCUUUGACUGUAUGGUUAAAUGGUGGGCCUGGAUGUUCUAGCAUGGUUGGAUUAUGGCAGGAAUUGGGACCUUGCAAGAUAGAAGAAGAUGGUGAAAGUGUCAGUACUAAUCCUUUUAGCUGGAAUAAAUACUCCAAUCUUCUCUUUUUUGAUCAGCCCGCUGGUGUUGGUUUCUCUUUAGGUGAUGAUCUAGUGGAUAGUAGUGAAGCUGGAGCAGUCCCUGCUUACAAUUUUUUGCUAUCCUUUAUGAAACGUUAUCCAAAAUAUGCCUCAGCGCCUUUACACUUCUUCGGAGAAUCUUAUGCUGGUCACUACAUCCCUGUUUAUGCUGAUUAUAUUAUGCAACAAAAUCAAUUGGUGAAUCAAGGUCUCAAAGAAAAUCCUAUCAUUCAUUUGAAAUCCAUUGGUAUAGGUAAUGGUUGGACAAACUCUGAUAUUCAAAUGGAAGCUUAUCCUACUAUGGCCUGCAAUUCUACUUAUGGUCCUGUGGUAUCAGAAGAAACAUGUCAAAGAAUGAGAAACAAUAUGCCUGCUUGUUUGAAAAGAGUGAAUAGAUGCCAUGCAACUGGAAAAAAUAGUGAUUGUGCUAUUGCAGAAGCAUAUUGUAAUACACAUGUUGUUUCUCUUUUUGAUCAGUCUAGACGAAGUUAUUAUGAUGUACGUACUUCAGAUGAUCCUCGUUCUGAUUAUGUCGACUAUUUGAACAAGAAUACGACAAAGGAAGAAAUCGGUGCUACUGGCUUAUAUGAAGAAUGUUCUGAUAAAGUAUUUGAACACUUCGUUUUUACUGGUGAUAGUAUACGAAAUACAGAUUCUUAUGUAGCAAAUGUUUUGAAUCAAGGAAUCCGUGUGCUACUUUAUGCUGGUGAUGCUGAUUAUAUAUGUUCAUGGUAUGGGAAUUAUGCAUGGUCUUCAGUAUUGAAAUUUGAUGGUAGUGAUGAUUAUCAAACACAGAAAAUGGAACCCUGGUUAGUGGAUGGUAUUGAAGCUGGACAAAUCCAAUCUGGUGGAAAUUUGACAUUUAUUCGAAUCUAUGAAGCUGGUCAUGAGGUUCCUUAUUAUCAACCCAAGGCUGCUUUACAAAUGUUUAAUACACAUAUUCAAACAUGAUAGCUUUAGUUUUCUCUCUC
Molecule: messenger RNA, 1325 nt
Organism: Halteromyces radiatus
Lineage: Eukaryota; Fungi; Mucoromycota; Mucoromycetes; Mucorales; Cunninghamellaceae
Product: prepro-carboxypeptidase Z
Exons: 12
Coding region: 1-1305 (434 amino acids)
Biological process (GO): proteolysis
Cellular component (GO): fungal-type vacuole
Molecular function (GO): serine-type carboxypeptidase activity
Source: RefSeq, a predicted model, not a curated record